Trichomonas vaginalis G3 is the source of this 582-nucleotide messenger RNA. RefSeq names its product GTPase protein. The record is from RefSeq and is a predicted model, not a curated record. Gene Ontology annotation, molecular function: GTP binding; GTPase activity. The transcript has a single exon. Lineage: Eukaryota; Parabasalia; Trichomonadida; Trichomonadidae. Bases 1 to 582 code for a protein of 193 amino acids.
AUGAACCAAGGAACCCAGCUUGUCGACUCCUUUAAGUUGGUUUUGAUAGGUGAUUGCAAUAUAGGUAAGACAUGCAUGGUUGAAAAAUUAACAAAAGGGCAAAUUAACGAAAAUUAUAAGCCGACCAUCGGCGCGGGUCAUACUUGCUGGACUUGCACCAUUAACGAAGAUCAAGUAGACUUCCAAAUUUGGGAUACUGCAGGCGAAGAGCGUUUUGCAUCACUGGCCCCGAUGUAUUAUAAAGAUUCUGACGGUGCUAUUGUUGUUUUUUCACAGAUAGAUGCUCAAUCAGCUAAAAAUGUUCCAGUAUGGAUUGAAAGAUUUCAUUCUACUGUUAGUGAAUCUACGCCUAUAUUGAUUUGCUGCAAUAAGAUCGACUUAGAGCCAACCUACGAAAAUACAAUGGAACAAUAUGCUAAAUCACGUAAUUUUAUGUAUGCUAGAGCUUCAGCUUUUUCUGGUGAAGGUGUGGAAGAGGCGUUCUUACAGAUAGCAGAAAAGAUAAAGCAAUCAGCAUGUUCAGAUAGGUUCUUAAACAAAAGCCUUACAGAUGAGAAAAAGGAUAAGAAAUCAUGCUGCUAA